AAUCUACCAACCAGCUGAGUCCUGUGAACAGCAAGGGCGAUUGAUACACCGAUUCCUACGUAGCAUUGGACGUGGGUCAUACAAUGAACGCAAUUGUUGUAUCGAUUCGUCGAGCAGAUAUUGCUGACAAGACGGAGCUUACGCUACUAUUCUCUGGUAGGGGCAGGCUCUUGUGCGCAUCACAAUAUGCCGUGCCACAUGCCGUGCCACAUGCCACUCUCUGGACGUGCUCACUGAAGAAUCUUUCACACAGUAAUAUCUGUCAGCCAACGCGAUCUACUCUCCAAUAAUGGAUACGUGAAUUUCAUUUUGGCAACUUGGGUCACUGGUUGAAUUGGGAAGGGCCCAGGACAGAAUGCAACGAUCGAGUAUUCAUGCCAGCCGUUUUAUAGAAGAAAUUUCACCGACAACCACCGGAUGUUUCGCAAUGAAUUUAGAGCUCAUCGAUGUUCUUUUGGUAAUGGAAGAGCAGAACCUCUGUGGUGAUGGAAUAAGAUUUAGAAGUCCGGCACAGUGGCCCCAGACGCAGCCGGGUGCUGAAUACGGACACUUGUGAUCAGGUAUCACCGGGGUAUACAAAAAUAAGCAUUGCGGAUGUUUAUAUUCCGCUUAUAUAUGUGACACGCGACAUAUUGCUCGAGCUUUCACGCCCACUAACUCAGCUCGUACUCAACAUGGCGAUAGGUCUGGAUACGUCGUCGUUAAUGGCUCUCGUGUUAGAGUCCAUUUUGUUUGGGUUGCUCACUGCGCUGUUCGCUGCAACUAUUUACAUCCUGGUUUUUCGAAGGAGAGCUUCUGGGAUGAUGAAUAAGCCAGUUCUAGCCGUGGCAGUAUUGAUGUAUUGUGUCGCAUUUGUGCAUGUGGCAAUCAAUACGCGUCGGGCUGUCAUAGCGUUUAUUCUCUUGUCUGGAGGACGUGAGGCAGCAGAUAGUUAUUUUGCCGCUUCGGAUGAUCCUAUGUAUCUUGCGAAAGUUAGUAUGAACAUGGUCCAAACGCUUAUCGGUGACUCUUUCCUUAUCUAUCGAAUGUAUAUGGUUUGGGGACGAGACAUUCGACUUCUAAUACCCGCUGUAGCAUGUGUUCUAGGAUGUUUAGCAGCAUCGAUAAUUACUCUCAUUAACGCAGCGCAGGCUCCUGCGACUACCUUGAUUUUUGUUCCUGAGCUAGGAGCUUCCAUAGUUGCAUUUUUCGCUCUUACACUAUUUACAAACCUUGCAUGUACAACCCUCAUAGCUGCCAAAAUCUGGUGGACCGGCCGUCAGUUGGGCCGCUAUACUCGAGGUCGAAAUCUCUCCCCUGUCCUAGCUAUCGUCGUCGAAUCUGGCAGCAUAUACUCAGCUGCUCUUAUCUCGUUAAUAGCAGCGUUUCUGAGUAGGUCGUGGGGUCAUUACAUUAUCCUGGAUAUGGUAGUGCAGAUUAUUGCAAUAACGUUCUCAUUGAUUAUCGUUCGAAUCGGACUGGGAAUUUCUGCUUCAAAUCCUUCGCAGAAAUUCCAUAGCUCCUCACAGGUUCGCAGUGGUGGACCGGGAUCAAGACGUGUACCAAAUCCCAUACCGAUGCAGCCACUUGUCGUCCAUCUCGCGACUACAAGGACUGUGAAUGACGACAAUGGACGAGCUGUUUCCGAUGGAACAGCCGGCGAUGAUGAUUCACUUGGGAUCACUGGCAGGCGUUCGGACGUCAAGCAGGCAGAAGGUGAUUCGUUCGUAGAUGUGUAAAACUACAUUAUCGCAUGGUUUCUUGCUUUACAUCAUGUUUCGGUGCCUGUCUGUAUUUUGUUGGACUGUGUUUAUAAUUUUGUACCGGAUGGCUUUGUAGUUUUCACCUGUAUUGCGACUUCACAUCGCUAAAGAACCAUGAUCCUGUUCACUUCCGC
Molecule: messenger RNA, 1876 nt
Organism: Fomitiporia mediterranea MF3/22
Lineage: Eukaryota; Fungi; Basidiomycota; Agaricomycetes; Hymenochaetales; Hymenochaetaceae
Exons: 7
Coding region: 675-1718 (347 amino acids)
Source: RefSeq, a predicted model, not a curated record